Molecule: messenger RNA, 2230 nt
Organism: Stegastes partitus (bicolor damselfish)
Lineage: Eukaryota; Metazoa; Chordata; Actinopteri; Pomacentridae
Gene: nemp1
Product: nuclear envelope integral membrane protein 1
Exons: 9
Coding region: 1-1302 (433 amino acids)
Cellular component (GO): nuclear envelope
Source: RefSeq, a predicted model, not a curated record
AUGGCGGGAUACAUGAAAAUGGUAAACGGUUACAUCUCCACAAGUGCUAAAUUGACGCUUUUAAUGGUGCUCUUAAUCUGUUUACCUCAAACCUCACACCAGCAUACAGAUCCAGGUAACAAAUAUUCAAUUAUCGAUCUACGGGAUGGAGAGGAGCUUGUCAUGUCAGGUUCCAACCGGUUCUGUUACAAAAACUCUAUAUUGCCAACAUGGAGACAAACAUGGACAAGAAUCCAGGUCAAAGUGUGGAGUUCAAAAGUGUUUAAAUUGGAAACUGUGGAAGGUGAGGACGAGCUGCAGGAGCUGGAUCGCUUCAGCUUCUGGGGCUGGUUUCAAAGCUUGUUACGCGAGAAGCACAAUGAAACCACAAUUAACAUCAACCUGUUCAGCAAGAAGACGUGCUUCAAGGUUGAUCCUACUGAAAAAACUCAGUACACUGUCAAGUCCCUUCGCAAGUUUGAUAUCUAUCUGUUUUUGGUAUUCCUCGCUGGAACAUUGCUGUUUGUCUUUGCAGACUCACUCAGCAGGAGUCAAGUUUUCUUCUACUCUGCUGGCAUGAGCACAGGCAUGAUUGCCUCUCUCAUCAUCCUCUUUUUCAUUCUGGCGCGCUUUUUGCCAAGGAAAAGCCCCUUUUAUGUAUUGAUAGUUGGUGGUUGGUCAUUCUCUGUGUACGCCAUCCAGCUUGUCUGCAGGAACCUCGGCAUUAUACUGCGAGAGCACUGGCACGCAGCAUUAGGUUAUGUAGGGGUGGUGGGAUUCAUCAGUUUUGCUGUGUGUUACCGUUACGGUCCUCUGGUGGAUGAGAAGAGCAUUAACAUCCUGUCGUGGACGCUGCAGCUGUUUGGUCUGCUCCUGGUUUAUUUAGGAAUUCAGAUUCAGCAAGUUGCCAUCGCUAUCAUUAUAGCAGCUUUGGUCUCCAAAAAUCUGGAGUACCCGAUCACAAUGGCAGUUUCUGCAUGGAGGAGAAUCAGGAGGUUGGUGUACUGGAAGCCAGAGCCACGUCGCCUGUUGACUGAGGAAGAGUAUCAGAAGCAGGGGGAGGAAGAGACUCGGCGAGCUCUGGAGGAGUUGCGGAAACAAUGCACCAGCCCAGAGUUCAGCCCGUGGAAGACAGUGUCCAGGCUUCAGUCCCCAAAAAGGUUUGCUGAUUUUAUCGAAGGAUCACCUCACUUGAUGCCAAACGAGGUGUCUGUCCACGCACAGGAAUAUGGUUGUGGAGGGUCAUUUUUUGAGGAUGAAUUUUUUGACACGGACGACGAAGAAGAAGAAGAUCUUAAAUCAAUGAUGACGAAACCACAAUGAGAUGCCACAAUGUUGGAGUGGAGACGUGUAAUAACAGUGAUUAUUGCCUUUCAGAAAGGUGGUGGGAAAAGAGCUUUCCAUGGCUGUCCCCACUGACUUUAAGGGAUUAGUGUGGGGGCUGGAUCGAGAAACUCCCUGGAUUGAAUUCCAGGAUCACAAGAGCCAUUUUGUGUGUUUCCAAUGAAAACAAACAAACAGAAAAGCCCACUGAAAAUCACAGGCACAACAAUGAGGUCAGAUUUGUUACAAAUGGCUAAGACAUGUGUUGUUGAAAAAAGUGCACUGACGCAAGAUCUCCUUUUUUUUCAAAGGGAACAGAGGCUUCUUUUACAAAAGACUCUGAUCACGACAAGUUGAUCACUUUGUGUUGUAUUUACUUGUAGCUUAGAAAAGGGUUUAGUUUUUUAAAAAUAUGUUGCGUUUACAGCCUCUCGACAGUAACUGAGCUCACUGCAUUGAGUGCAUCCAGAGUACAUGUUUGUACAUCACUGUGAUAAGUUUUCACCUCUCUGAACAGCAGCUUCAUACAGGGGUAGUUAUUGUUUUAACUUUCUGCUUGGGGAGGAACAAAUUGUUAGGUCACAUUUCUUUUUCUUUUGUUGCAUCAAUUUUAGUAGACACAUCACUGGAAGUGUCAAAAAAUAUUUUGAAUAAAAAUAUGUAUAUUUUUGAGCUUGAGCAGCCUGGGGGUGGUAUCAUUGUUUAAGGUAUUUGAGCUAAAAGAUUGUAAGGUGUUCAUGAAUGUCAGCAUGAUUUUGGUUUAUCAAGUCAUGCACAUGAAGUUGAAAGACUGAGAUGUUAUUUUUUGUAAUGGGUGACUAAAGCUUUUACUAAAAUAAGAUUUCUUCCUCAAGUAUUGUACCCAAGUAUAAUUUGAGUAUUUCCAUUCUAUGUUACUUGUCCACUGCAUAAAGAAACAAAUAUUGUA